AUGGCAACCAAGAUUCUCCUUCUUGUUGUUCUUAUUAUCACGAGUGUUCUUGCUUACGCUACAAACGCGAGGAGCCUAAGUGCAACAAAGGCGAAAGCAACAGCUGAUGAGCAGAAUGAAUAUUUCCAGCUGCACGGUCCUUUAUCGCCUUUUUUUGGGAGUUUUGGUGGUCUUAGAGGUGGAAUUAGGCCUCCAUUUGGUUUAGGAACCGGCAUUGGUGGAUUUGGUGGUGGCAUUGGAGGUGCUUUUGGAAGUGGUUUUGGUCCUUUCGCCGGAAGUGGUGGAACAAGUAGUGCUGGAGCUGGAACUGGUUCUAGGAUUAAUGAAGGCUUUGAAGAUAAUGGUGGCAAUAAUCCUAAUGAUAAUAUUGAUGCAGGUGACCUAGGUGAAGGAGGUGAUGCAGCAAUUAAAAAUGACAUGCAUCCUUGA
Molecule: messenger RNA, 429 nt
Organism: Solanum dulcamara
Lineage: Eukaryota; Viridiplantae; Streptophyta; Magnoliopsida; Solanales; Solanaceae
Product: glycine-rich protein 5-like
Exons: 1
Coding region: 1-429 (142 amino acids)
Source: RefSeq, a predicted model, not a curated record